AAUGGCUGCGCCCAUCGAAGACGAAGAUCCCUUUCCGCGGAACGACGAUUUUUACUCCUUAUUAAACGCAAGGAAGGAGGCAAGCCAAGAUGAACUGAAAGCAUCAUAUCGUCGUGUUUGCAUGAUUUAUCACCCUGAUAAACAUCAAGAUCCUACCAAGAAAAUAGAGGCAGAAAAAUUGUUCAGCAAAGUACAAAAAGCUUAUGAAGUACUCAGCAAUCCACAAUCAAGAGCCAUAUAUGAUAUAUAUGGUGUAAAAGGCUUGGAGGCCGGAUGGGAACUGGUUGAGAGAACCAGAACACCAGCUGAAAUACAAGAAGAAUAUGAACGGUUGCAAAGGGAACGACAAGAGCGGCGAUUAAACCAAAGAACCAAUCCAAGGGGCAGCGUAACAGUUGGUAUCGAUGCUACUGAACUAUUUGACCAUUAUGGAGAGUAUGAAGAUGAAUUUGGCUCCACUCCCACUAUUGAAGUUAGUCAUAUGUCUAUCAACCAGUCUGUGGAAGCCCCAUUGACUGUAACAGAGACGGGAACUCUGGCUGGCAAUCUACAAACACAGAAUGGAACUGGUGGUGGACAAAUAACGGCUUCAUUGAGAAGAGUCCUAUCAUCAAAAGGGUGGGCUGAGUUUGAAUUCGGAGCUGGAAAUGGGCCAAGGAUUGGCAUUAAAGGAUUCAGAAAUAUUACCAGGAGAAGUUUUGGUACUGUGUAUGCAAAUCUCCAAAUACUGCCAAAUGGAGCAAUCCGGCCGUCACUGAAUACGU
Molecule: messenger RNA, 764 nt
Organism: Saccoglossus kowalevskii
Lineage: Eukaryota; Metazoa; Hemichordata; Enteropneusta; Harrimaniidae
Product: dnaJ homolog subfamily C member 11-like
Biological process (GO): cristae formation
Source: RefSeq, a predicted model, not a curated record